Molecule: messenger RNA, 618 nt
Organism: Ostreococcus tauri
Lineage: Eukaryota; Viridiplantae; Chlorophyta; Mamiellophyceae; Mamiellales; Bathycoccaceae
Product: Meiotic nuclear division protein 1
Exons: 2
Coding region: 1-618 (205 amino acids)
Biological process (GO): reciprocal meiotic recombination
Molecular function (GO): double-stranded DNA binding
Source: RefSeq, a predicted model, not a curated record
AUGGUCAAGGGAAUGUCCGCCGAGGACAAGCGCCAGAACGUGCUGGCGGUGUUUCACGAAUCGAGCGAACCGUGGUUACUGAAACCGCUCGAAAAAGAGGCGGCGAGGAAAGGUGUUCGCGCGGAUGUGGUGAAGGAUGUCUUACAGUCGCUGGUCGACGACGACUUGGUCCGCGUCGAUAAGAUUGGCACGAUGAACUGGUACUGGUCGUUCCCUGGAGAGGCGUCGAAUAAGGCGACGAUGGCGUUGGAAAACGCGGAAGCGACCAAGGCGCGAUUAGAGCAAGAAAAAGCGGCGCUGGAAAAAGAACUGGCCAAGGUGAAGAAGCAAAAUCCAGAAACCGGUGAACGCGACGCGUUAAUCGCAAAGUUGACUGAGGCGAAGGCGAUCAACGAGCGACUCAAGGCGGAACUAAGCGCGUUUUCGAGUUCGAAUCCGGAAACCGUGGAGGCCAUGCGAGAGGGCGCCAAACUAUCGAAGCAGGCGGCUAAUUUGUGGACGGACAACGUGUUCAUGAUGAAGUCGUGGGUGGAGAGCAAGAUGGGGGAUUCGGGGCAGGUCAAGCAGUUUUUCAAGUCGGAAGGGAUCAACUUGGAUUCAUUCGACUACAUCGAGUGA